Messenger RNA from Neocloeon triangulifer, 1447 nucleotides. It is a transcript of the gene CycC, whose product is annotated as cyclin-C. The transcript is spliced from 6 exons. Gene Ontology annotation, biological process: positive regulation of transcription by RNA polymerase II. The coding region runs from base 246 to 1046 and encodes 266 amino acids. NCBI's taxonomy places the organism in Eukaryota, Metazoa, Arthropoda, Insecta, Ephemeroptera, Baetidae. The record is from RefSeq and is a predicted model, not a curated record. Gene Ontology annotation, molecular function: cyclin-dependent protein serine/threonine kinase regulator activity. Gene Ontology annotation, cellular component: nucleus; mediator complex.
AUCUCCGUCUGUUUAUGUUUCUCGAGACUGGAGAGUCGCGAAGUCAAAAAUCAGGAUUUUUAUUAAAUUUUGACGGAAAUUACCUCUAAAAUUCAAACUUUUUUAUUCAGAAACUAAAACUUUCUUUCAAUAAGUCUUGCCUGCAAUAAAAUAAUCGGGCUACUUCAGCGAAAAUCAUAUUUUUUAGAAAUUAGGUAAUGAAAUAAUUAUUCAACUUCUGAUACCGAAGGAUAAACUACCUCAGGAUGGCUGGGAAUUUUUGGCACAGUUCUCAUUAUCAGCAGUGGUUGCUGGACAAGCAGGAUUUGAUUAGAGAGAGGCAGCAUGACCUGAGCGUUUUGACUGAGGAAGAAUAUCAAAAGAUUUUCAUCUUUUUCGCAAAUUUCAUUCAAGUUCUUGGGGAGCACCUUAAAUUGAGGCAGCAAGUGAUUGCAACGGCUACAGUUUACUUCAAAAGAUUCUACGCUAGAAACUCGCUCAAGGGCAUCGAUCCUCUUCUCUUGGCCCCAACUUGCGUUUUUCUGGCUUCGAAAGUGGAGGAAUUCGGAGUCAUUUCCAACACCAGGUUGAUCACGACCUGCCAGAAUGUUGUUAAAAACAAAUUCAACUAUGCGUAUCAGCAGGAGUUUCCGUAUCGGACGAACCACAUUCUAGAGUGCGAGUUUUAUUUGCUGGAAAAUCUCGACUGCUGUCUGAUAGUCUACCAGCCUUACCGACCCCUUCUGCAGUUUGCCAGCGAUGCUGGAUUGGACGAUGCUCUCUUGGCUCUGGCUUGGAGGGUUGUCAACGACAGUCUUCGCACAGACGCCUGUCUUUUCUAUCCUCCAUAUCAGAUAGCAUUAGGUUGUCUCCAGAUAGCUUGUGUGAUUCAGGGCAAAGAUCUGAAAUCUUGGUUUGCUGAGCUCAACGUAGACUUGGAGAAGGUGCAUGAGGUGAUGCGGUUGGUCACCCAGCUGCUAGAAUUGUGGAAGAGCUAUGAGGAAAAGAAGGAAAUCCUGCCACUUUUGGCUAAAAUGCCCAAGCCAAAGCAGCAGCCGUCAAGAUAAAAAAAUUCUUCUCGAACUAAUUACCGCUUUAUUUAUUUCACUUUUGAUCAAUUUACAAGCAAUUGGUAAAAAAAAUUCACGGUUCACUAAUGCUAUUUUUUAUUAUAUGAACUGUUUUCAAAAAUUUGCUCCUCUGUUUGAAAUAUAAAUUUUAAUACGCAAAGAAAAAUGCUUUGUCAUUUAUUAUUCAAUAAUAAAUUAAAAAUUAUUAUGAACAUAGAAAUUUUUCGAAGGUUUUUAUAACAAUAAGUUCAUGUCCAGAGCCAGAGGUCCACACCUCAUCAAAUAAUUUUCUUCUAAUUUUGUUUCUAAAAAUUACAUUAAAAGAGUUAAUAGGUAAAUCAUUUAAUAUUGUAUAACAUUUUCUUCUAAUAUAAACAUGGUCUUUAAAGGAAGGUUAA